Ruditapes philippinarum (Manila clam) is the source of this 1034-nucleotide messenger RNA. Its product is annotated as E3 ubiquitin-protein ligase parkin-like. Gene Ontology annotation, cellular component: cytosol; mitochondrion. The record is from RefSeq and is a predicted model, not a curated record. Lineage: Eukaryota; Metazoa; Mollusca; Bivalvia; Venerida; Veneridae. The transcript is spliced from 9 exons. Gene Ontology annotation, molecular function: protein binding; ubiquitin-protein transferase activity. The annotation marks the transcript as partial.
AUGUCAACUUCAGUUAAUAUUCAGCUGGCGAAAAAUAAGCAGCAAGUCAUUGACAUAUCUCAAGCAAAUUGCAUUUUUGAUGUUAAAAAUGAGCUCUGCAAGAAAACUGGCAUGAAUACAGAGGAAUUUGAUUUGCUUUUCUGUGGAAAGCUCCUGCCAGUGGAAACGUCCUUGAAGGACUUGAAUCUCGGUCAAGGUAGUGUUCUUCACUUGUAUAGAGUUGGGUCUGCUGCACAGUCAGAGCCAUUGUUGUCAGUUAGGCAGAAUAGUAGUAGAUCGGCAGUAAACAAGAGAUACCAGUAUUACGUGUACUGUAAGACAUGCUGCGGAUUAUACCCGGGCAAAUUACGAGUUCGUUGUGUUAACUGCAUGGAGGGCUCAAUUUUACUAAACAAGGAACCAAGUAACUGGGAUGAUGUCCUUGUUGCAGGGAGAUUGAAUGGUCACUGUACCACCUGUGAUGAUACAACUAUUGCUCAAUUUUACUUUAAAUGUUGUGAACAUGAUGGGGAAGAAGAAUGUACACCAUUGAGAUAUGUCCGUCCCAACAGACAUUGUAUAGACUGUGUCACCUGUUCAAUAGAAUGUUCUCCUGUGAUGGUUUAUCCUUGUCCAGAUAAACAUGUGAUGUGUAUUGACUGUUUCAAAUCUUAUGCUCAAGUCUCACUAGAUCAGAGAUCUUUCGUAGAAGAUCCAAACAUUGGAUACUCCUUACAAUGUCCAGUUGGUUGUGAAGGUUCUCUGUUAAAAGAUAUUCACCACUUCAAAUUGCUAGGAAAGGAACAGUAUGAACGAUAUAAAGAUUUUGGUGCGGAAGAGUGCCUGUUACAAUCUGGAGGUAUACUUUGUCCGAACACUGGCUGUGGCGAGGGGAUUAUAGUCGAAGAUGAUGCAAGGAAUGUUCAGUGCAGAACAUGUCGGGUAUGUAACAAACAAUGGAAUGUGGACUCUGAGAGGGCUCUUAGGGCACGAUGGGAAGCUGCAUCCAUGGAAAAACCAUACAAGACACCACAAAACCUUGUCCUCACUGUGCU